Coregonus sp. 'balchen' is the source of this 2711-nucleotide messenger RNA. Lineage: Eukaryota; Metazoa; Chordata; Actinopteri; Salmoniformes; Salmonidae. The record is from the annotation of a GenBank genome assembly.
AUGGCGGCGUUCAUGAGACGCAUGUUGUGGCAUCUUCUUACAGCAGAGCGAAGUAAUAUUCUGAAAAAAGGCAACGACUGUAUCGUAGAUUCAAAGAGAUACGUGCGAGCAUUGAAAAGGAGACCUGUGAAGGUGUUGUAUCCUGAUAGUGAGACGACAUCGAAACAGAGGUCAGAUCAAAUCGGCAACAAGCAGUCUCAGACAGUUGGGUCCACUGUCAACGCCAAUUUAAAAAAUGAGACCACUGAUAGUGUUUUCAGCAUGUCAUGGAGUGCCAGAAAUGGCAAUGCAUCCUCAACGUCGGAACAUACAACCAAUCUGAAGGACCAACUAGGUGGCCUCAAAUUCGAAAGGGCCUUCCCUGGUGACAAAAGAUUGGCGUAGGUCUCAGUGCAUGUUGGCUAUCGACCCUAUGUUAGGUAGAUAGUUGAGUGAAUAUAUCCUCUUUCAUUAUAGUGGCUAGUAGAGGUCUAGUAACUACGGGGCUGUGAUGUAUGUUUGCAUGAUAGUUGAUGUUCAGCCCAGAUAGCCUGCUAUGUUUCUUGCCCUUGACCACUUCUAUCCUCUCGCCAUCUACCAGGAGGGUGGUGAGUGUGGCUCGCUCCAGGACGUUUCGGGAGCACCAGGGUAAGAUCCUGUUGGAGGGGAGACGUCUGAUCUGCGAUGCCCUGGCUGCUGGUGCCAACCCCCAGAUGGUGUUCUUCAGUUCUGUGGACAGACUGUGUGAGCUCCCCUUGGACAAACUGAAGAGGGCCACUCUGGUCAAAGUCAAGUUUGAGGACAUCAAGAUCUGGUCUGACCUUGUAGCGCCACAGGGAGUGAUAGGUAUGAUAGGCUGCAUGAUUUCAUUUUCAGAAUGAUUUUGAAGUUGUUCUACAUACUACUGUAUAUUGUUGAGAAUAAGUAUUGUAUAUUGACAAUGCUUUCCCCUUGUAGCCAUAUUUUCUCGGCCAGACCCAUCCCGGCUGACAUUCCCUCAGGACCAGCGUGGUCAGUCUGUGCCACUGUCCCUGAUCUGUGACAACGUGCGGGACCCUGGGAACCUGGGCACCAUCCUGCGCUGUGCUGUCGCUGCAGGCUGCAACAAUGUCCUGCUCACCAAGGGUAUGUCAUGAUGAUAAUAAUGUGCCAUUUAGCAGACGCUUUUAUCCAAAGCGACUUAGUCAUGCGUGCAUACAUUUUUGUGUAUGGGUGGUCCCGGGGAUCGAACCCACUACCUUGGCGUUACAAGCGCCAUGCUCUACCAGCUGAGCUACAGAGGACCACAGGGGAUGGGUAUGUUACACCCUAUUCAAGUCUAUGAUGUUACAGAUAAGCAGGGGAUGGGUAUGUUACACCCUAUUCAAGUCAAUGAUGCCAUAUUGGGUGGACUGGUGGCCAUUUUGAGUGUACCCAUAGGCGCUGAUAGUGAGGAAUUACAGUGUGUGAACCUGUGCACUACUCUGGAUGGUUAUUUCACUAAGUAUCUUGUAUAUGUCUCUUUUCACAGGCUGUGUGGACGCUUGGGAACCUAAGGUGCUGCGAGCAGCGAUGGGUGCCCAUUUCCGCCUUCCCAUCUUCCCCAGCUUGGACUGGGACGACAUUCAAAACCAGCUGCCAAAGUCUGUGACUGUCCACGUGGCAGAUAACUGCAGCGGCUCUGAGAGAGAAGUACCUGAGGACGUGGAAGCAAACCAGUCCAAUAAACCUUCAAAGCCGGGGGACUAUGGAUGGGUGAGUAGCAGUCCUAAUCGUAAAGACAUGCACUAUGAGGAAUAUCAAUCAGAUUCCGAACUGUCGUUUCCAAGAGUGGAGACCAAAUUGUACCAUGAAGGCUGGGCUCAGGGGAACACAGGCCUUGUGAUUGGUGGAGAGACUCAUGGACUGAGUCUGGAAGCCGUCCAAUUGGCUGAGAGAACUGCCGGUCAAAGACUGUUUAUCCCUGUGGUCCCUGGCGUGGACAGUCUCAACUCAGCCAUGGCAGCCAGCAUCCUCCUGUUUGAAGGCAGAAGGCAACUGUUAAACCUAAUGGAGACGUCUGGGAGGAAAGCUAAAUCUAAAGUGCAAUUUCCAUGAUUUUGCUGCAAGCCAUUUUGAGUGUAACGGACAUGUUAUUCCUGGUGUUUGUCACUUUUUCCAUGCAUACAUUCUAGACUGCACAACACCUCUUUACUGUACCUCAUGUCAGACUGAAUCAUAUGGAUGGAUUUAAUUUCCAUAUUCAACUCAGCUCAUAAUAAAGUGAAGUGAUAUAAAAUCAGCGUUUGGCUGAAAAUGAUUGACAGAAUUUCCACGAUGUGAAAUGUAUGUUUUUUCCGGUGUGCAUAUUUACUCUAUCAUCUUCCAAAAUUCCUGCCAGUGUGGCUUUGGAAGCUUCACUUACUCUCCACACGCAGUUGGCUACUAUAUUUCCUGCCAGUUAUGGCUAAACCGCUGCCAUGCAAGAUGACUGCUUAAUCUCUAUACAGGACAUCAGUGGACAUGUGCUCAGUGUAUGUCUGUUUAGCAAAGGAAAUAACCUGUCCAUCUAACAUUUUCACUGACUGGCCUAUGAAAUAAAUUAUCAUAGUAACCACAGGGUGGCGCCUGAAGCAAUUUGAGACCUUGCUGAGAACAUAAUUUACUGCAUGUUAUGAAGUUGUAGGGUAAAAAACCACAACUUCAUGUGAAAGGUGUGAAAUACUUGGUUGUCUUAUACUGUAAACACAUGGGUUGUGUACUAAGCAUGACAU